CAUCAAUUUAGUUUAGUAUUUGUUCUGUUUUCAAACGUUUAUAAAUUCGGUUCAAAGAUGCAUUCUGUUAAAAUGAGCAAAGUGAUCUCGCUGCUAAUUUCAAUAUUUUUUCUCAGUGGGGUUUGGCAGCGUGGAACGAAGAAUACAGUGAGGGACAUACCAAUUAAAUCAUUUUCCUGUUCGUAUCACGUACUUUUCGUUCUAUCAUUGUUGAUGGGAGCAAUUAAAAAUAGAGAAAUGGAAAAGUCAAUAUUUUUAGCAUUAGUGGCAAUUGGAAGUGCUAUUUUAUCGAUUAGACUUUGGUUAUUGAUAUGGAAACAAAAUCAAAUUCUUGAUUUAUUGAAUCGAAUUUGCGUGUUUUCGAUUCGAAAUGAUGCAGACUUCAAGCAUUUUAACGAAAAACUUAAAGGAUUCAUGACAUUCGUGUUGUUGUUUUUCGUUGCUGUUACCUUUGUCGAUGCAACAGCGGGCAUUGUAUUUCCGUUAAUUACACGGGGACAAUCAUUAUAUUUAGAAAUUGCAUUUCCUUUGGAUUAUAGGAACAGUGAUAUUGGACGUUUGGCGGCAAAUUUCUUUUUAUUCACUGAAAUCGUUUUGUCGUAUAUUGCAACAAUUUUCUCCAUAGUUAUUUGGUACUUACUAUUGAUUUGUUCUCUAAGAUACAAUAUGCUAGGAAGUGACUUGAGGAAUAUGGGACGAUGUAAUGAAAAAAGAAAACUUAAGGUGGCGGAACACCAUAUGCAAAACAAUUUCCUUAAUGACUUAAGGUCAUCAAUCGAGGCUCAAUUACACCUAAGAGAAUUAACAGCCGAAUUGGGGAACUUUUUCUCAGACAUGUUUUUCUUUCAAUUUUGCACCAGUGGCCUAAGCAUUUGCUUUUCUGUUUAUUGUCUUGCAUUCGAUGUUGGGGCCGGUCAAUUGGAACGAUCUGUCAUAUUUGUUCUGCUUUUCUACUUCAUUUCUGAACUAUUUAUGAUUACUUACUUCGGGAAUGAAAUUAAAUUAACAAGUAAUCACCUCUCGUAUUGCUUAUAUGAGUCAGAUUGGUACAACCAAUCCCAAACCACCAAAAUAUAUAUCAUCAUUUUUGCUGAAUAUUUAAAGCAACCUCAAGAGGUACUAAUUGGCAAAUUGUAUCCAUUAACGCUGGAGACGUUUACAAGAAUAUUUAAUUCAGCCUACAGCAUGUUCAACAUUUUAAAGAGGUUUCAGCAAUAAAAUUGUGACGAAGAGAGUUCAUACAUGGA
Messenger RNA from Bradysia coprophila, 1247 nucleotides. RefSeq names its product putative odorant receptor 71a. Gene Ontology annotation, molecular function: odorant binding; olfactory receptor activity. Gene Ontology annotation, cellular component: plasma membrane. The record is from RefSeq and is a predicted model, not a curated record. Gene Ontology annotation, biological process: detection of chemical stimulus involved in sensory perception of smell; sensory perception of smell. Lineage: Eukaryota; Metazoa; Arthropoda; Insecta; Diptera; Sciaridae.